Messenger RNA from Nestor notabilis (Kea), 1505 nucleotides. It is a transcript of the gene ANKRD42, whose product is annotated as ankyrin repeat domain 42. The annotation marks the transcript as partial. Lineage: Eukaryota; Metazoa; Chordata; Aves; Psittaciformes; Psittacidae. The transcript is spliced from 11 exons. The record is from RefSeq and is a predicted model, not a curated record. Gene Ontology annotation, molecular function: protein binding.
CUGUCAAGAAGAAGCAGAACUACACUAGUGUGCACGAGGCAGUGAAAGCUGGGGAUGUGGAACAGCUUGCGUCAAUGAUAAGAAGUGGAGCUGGUAUUAAUGAGGUGGAUUUAGUCCACAAAUUCACACCUCUGCACUGUGCUGCACACUCUGGGAGCCUGGAGUGCCUUCACUGGUUGCUCUGGCACGGAGCCGAUACAACACGUGUGACUGUGGGAGGCUGGACAGCAGCUCACCUUGCAGCUAUCCGGGGUCAGGAUGCUUGCAUGCAGGCUUUGUUAGUGAAUGGAGCAAACGCAGAAGCUGAGGAUGACCGUGGGUGCACACCCUCACACUUGGCUGCAGCCCAUGGGCAGUCGUACACCCUGCAGACCAUGCUGCGACAUGGAGUGGAUGUGAAUGUUUCAGACAGGAGUGACUGGAAGCCUGUUCAUUAUGCUGCUUUCCAUGGCCGCUUGGGCUGUUUGCAGCUUCUCCUUCGAUGGGGAGCGUGUGUUGAUGCUGUGGAUAACAAUGGAAACCUUCCAGCUCAUCUAGCAGCAGGGGAAGGGCACUUGCAUUGCUUCAAGUUCUUGGUCAGCAAAAUGCCCACUGUGAUGCACACCCUGAAAGCCAGGAAUGACCAAGGAGAGACUCCAAGGGACUUGGCUGAAAGGUUCUAUAAAGAUAACAUCCUGCAGUAUAUUGAUGGUGUGGAAAAAGAGGGGCAGCAUCCAGAGACACAGGAAGUUUUAGCUUUCCCAGCUCAUGGUGCUGCUUCCAAAGGGGACUUGUUAACACUUAGAAGAUUAGUGGGAAGUGGAGUGAUCAAUAUGAAUGAGCGGGAUGAUGAGGGAUCCACUCUCAUGCACAAAGCUGCUGGACAGGGGCAGAUCCAGUGCCUACAGUGGCUGAUUGAAAUGGGAGCUGAUGGUGACAUUACAAAUGAUGCUGGAGAGAAUCCAAAGGAUGUAGCCAAGAGAUUUGCCCAGGUAGCAGCUGUGGAACUUCUGACACAAAGAGCUGGGGACAGUAACUCAAGUGAUGAAGAACUAGAUGCAAACAACAUAAAGUUUUUUGAAAGCCAUGGCGUGGAAGGGAGCACAGAUAGCAAAGCAGACGUAACCCUGCAUAAAGCAGAGAAGAGGGAUGCGCGCAUGAGGGCCUAUCACAAGAUUCAAGAACUUCAGAGACUUCUAGAAAUUGCCUACAGCAACUACAGGCAGCUGGGAGGAAUAACUGAAGAGGAGAAGAAGGUGAAGAAAGAAGAAAGGGAAGCUGAGAAGGCUGUGAUGGAGCUGGAGGCCCAGCUGGAAUAUGAGCGAGUGAGGCGGGAGAAGCUGGAGAGCCAGCUGGAUGAGUGCCGUGCCGAGAUAAACCACCUGAGACAGAGCCUGGAGGAACUCCACAGCUCCCCUCCUGCCCCCAUGGAAGCUGAGACCAUCUCCAAGCCUUGCAAAGAGAAAAAGAAAGUAAAGAAGAAACCAGCCUCCAGCCCUGGGGGAGUGUUUGUGAGACUACGCUGA